Messenger RNA from Fusarium odoratissimum NRRL 54006, 1880 nucleotides. RefSeq lists its product as uncharacterized. Gene Ontology annotation, biological process: transmembrane transport. The transcript has 2 exons. Gene Ontology annotation, molecular function: transmembrane transporter activity. The record is from RefSeq and is a predicted model, not a curated record. NCBI's taxonomy places the organism in Eukaryota, Fungi, Ascomycota, Sordariomycetes, Hypocreales, Nectriaceae. The coding region runs from base 10 to 1719 and encodes 569 amino acids.
GUGCUCGAGAUGGAACAAUCGGACGCCAGAAUAAGCAGUCCAGAGAUCUCUGCAUCUCCAGUACAGCAAACUCAUGGCAUCGAACUCGAGACAUUAAAAAACGCUAAUAGAAACUCAUCGAAGAAGGAUGCGGAAGCGUUGCCAGACGAUGAAGGCAGUCAGUCAAAGCAAAAGAAGUCUCUAGCCUUCAAAUUGGCUUUCAUUGGGUUGUCUGCUACACUGUUCGUAUUCCAAGUAGAUGCAACAGCACUUGGCAUUGCACUGCCGACAAUAGCCAAUGAUCUCAAAGGCUCAAGUCUAGAGUCUUUCUGGGCCAACCUAUCUUAUACACUAUGCGGUCUGGUGAUGCAGCCGGUUUGGGCAAGCAUAUCAAACGCAUUCGGCCGAAAACCACCUCUUUAUGUCUGCAUUUGUCUCUUCUUUAUCGGAUCCAUCGCUUUUGCCGUCGCUCAAAACAUGAAGACCAUUAUCGUAGGUCGUGUACUCCAAGGUUUUGGCGGCGGCGGCAUCGAUGUUCUUAUUCAGGUCAUUCUCGCGGACAUGACAACACUCGAAGAACGAUCGAAAUAUUUGGGCUUGAUGGGUAUUCCCAAUGCAGUGGGCAAUAUUCUCGGGCCAUCUGUCGGAGCUUUGUUUUCUACGUACGCCACUUGGCGAUGGAUCGGAUGGAUCAAUCUCCCCAUUCUUGCAAUUGGAACGCCGUUGGUAUUCUUCUUUCUCAAGUUACGGCCUGUCACGAUGGACGCUUCACUUGCUAGCAACAUUGAACGCCUUGACUGGAUUGGAAUGAGCCUUGUUGUCUCUGGUAUCACAGUUUUCGUGUUGCCGCUCAGUUGGGCUGGCUCCUUAUUUCCAUGGGCUGCAUGGCAGACAUUGGUUCCGAUGAUCCUGGGAGUCUUGGUUCUUGUUGCUUUCGUCUUUUACGAAGCGAAGCCUGCUGCACCAAUUAUGCCUCAUCGAUUGUUCCAUUCCAUCACUGCCAACAUGACAUUGCUCGGAGGUUUCAUUCACGGAGCCAUCCUUGUUUCGUUACUUCAAUACCUGCCACUGAUUUAUCAAGCAGUAUAUCUGGAGACGCCGAUCAGGUCAGCUGUUUUCCUGUUGCCAACUUCCAUCAUUAGUGUAUUCAUUGCAGUAAUCUCCAUGAUGAUGGUGCCAUGGUUUGGAGGUUAUACCUGGCUAUUGCGAUUCUCAUGGGCAUUGCUGGCUCUUGGUACUGGUAUUCUGGCACUCUUCAAUCUCAGUUCACCCUCACCGAUGCUUUUUGGACUCCCCGUCAUCUGGGGAACAGGCGUUGCUCUUCUGCGACUAAACCUUCUACCGAUGCAAGCCAGCGUCAAGAAUGUCGACGACACAGGCGUCGCAAUCGGACAGUUCCUCACGAUUCGCAUGUUUGGAGGGCUGAUCGGUUUGACCAUCGCCUCUGCAAUAUUCAACACUGUCUUUGCAAAGACUAUCGCCUCUAGCUCUUUGCAGCUUACAGGGCCUCUUGCACCUUUGGAAGACGCCUCAAAAGCCGUUGCUUUCAUCAAAGAACUCGGGUCCUUGAGCAUUUCUCGAGGAACACUCAAUGAGGUACUAAGAGUGUACCUCGAAUGUUUCCGCACGAUCUUCUACACAAUGGCAGGCUUGGGUGCUUUGGGGCUGUUGACGUCAAUGUUCCUUGAGGAGAUUGACCUCAAGAACCAAGGCCGCGGCAAUCAACGUUUUGAAGACUAGGACACGGGUCGACUGCCAUCGAAUGGCUAUUCACAGAUGAGACAAAGCCCGUCUUCUGACAACCCGAUAUCGACCACUUAUGGAAUAAUAGAUCCCAUAUGAUUCAAUAAUGAUAGACAUACUUCUCGAUAUGUAAUUGUAAUCCCAAAAGAUUCCCGAAC